UGGGCUCGCGCAGGGUUUGUGUGCAGCGAGUGAGAGCUGGAGCCCAGGACCGUUAACAAGGGGCAGGAAGAAAGGAGAAGUGAGUGGCGCUGGACACGGAGAUCUGGGCAGAUAUACCCAUCCAACACUGAUGGUGACAAGGUGUGAAACUGUUUCUUUUGAGAGUGAUACUAAAAGUACAGCGAGCCAGGAAGCAGUGCAACCAAGAUCCAUUCAUGUUUUGAGUUAAGGUGCAGAUAUUAAUACCAGCAGCAAACCUUUGGCUCCUUCCAGCAAGAAAUUGUUCAUAUUCUGAUGCAUUAAACAAUAGCACCAAGCUGUGUUACAAACAAGCCACUUUCUCCAAAACUGCUGCCAGCACGCCAACUGAGGACAGGCAGCUUAUUGUUCCCCAUUCUUUCAUGACUGUUCCUAUGGCCAGCUGCUGGUUGCUGGGAUGGGUAAUCUGCUUAAGGUCCUAACCAGGGAGAUUGAAAACUAUCCACAUUUUUUCCUGGAUUUUGAAAGGUGGUAAAACUGAGAAAGGAUUGUUCAAACAUGGGUUAUGGCAGGAGAGCUGUACUGAAGACUAUUUCUGCAGGAAUGACUAUCCUGGUCUCCGAAAUGAGAUGCACAACCUACAGAUGGAGAGCGGGAGAUUUGGAACCAAGUGAAUGCUGUGCUGCAGGAUUCUGAAAGCAUUCUAACUGAGCUGCAGGCUUAUAAAGGGGCUGGACAAGAGAUAAGAGAUGCAAUUCAAAACCCCGGUGAUGGUCAGCUACAGGAUAGAGCAUGGAGUUCAGUGUGUCCCCUAGUUGGGAGGCUUAAGAGAUUCUAUGAAUUCUCUAUAAGAUUGGAAAAAGCAUUACAAAGUCUUUUGGAGUCUUUGACCUAUCCACCUUACACACCAACUCAACAUCUGGAACGUGAGCAAGCUCUAGCCAAACAAUUUGCAGAAAUUCUGCAUUUUACUCUCCGCUUUGAUGAGCUUAAGAUGAAAAAUCCAGCCAUCCAGAAUGACUUUAGUUAUUACAGACGAACAAUUAGUCGUAACAGAAUUAACAAUAUGCAUUUAGACGCUGAGAAUGAAGUAAACAAUGAAAUGGCCAACAGAAUGUCCUUAUUUUAUGCAGAAGCUACGCCAAUGCUAAAAACAUUAAGUGAUGCAACAACCAAAUUUGUAUCAGAGAACAAGACUCUGCCUAUAGAAAAUACAACUGAUUGUUUAAGUACAAUGGCUAGCGUAUGCAAAGUCAUGCUGGAAACACCGGAGUACAAGAGCAGGUUCACCAAUGAUGAAACUCUGCUGUUCUGUAUGAGAGUGAUGGUCGGCGUCAUCAUACUUUAUGAUCAUGUACACCCUGUGGGAGCAUUUGCAAAAACAUCAAAAAUUGAUAUGAAAGGAUGCAUAAAAGUUUUGAAAGAGCAGCCACCAAACAAUGUGGAGGGUCUUCUGAAUGCACUCAGGUACACCACAAGACACCUGAAUGAUGAAUCAGCAUCCAAACAAAUUCGAACCAUGCUUCAGGUUCAGUAACUCCUUGGGCAAGAGGAUCUCUGUCCUGACCUCAGAAGAUGUACAUGUUUACAUAAUUUAAUACAAGUUGGUGUUAAUACUUAUUUGUCUUAUUUACCAUAACCAUUCCCUCCUCACCACUUAACAUAUGAAGAAAGACCUUUAUAAUAAAAUUGGUGAAUGGCAAUUUUCUUUUUUCUUUUUAAAUAGCAUAAUAUGAAGCAUACCUGCAGCCUUAUAUUUGAUGUUGCAAAGUGCAGUUUGUUUUUGGCAGAAUUGAUGUACAAUGCUGUUUUGCUCCAGUAUGAAUUUCUCUAUAUUACCAUAAGACCCGGUACAUCUGCAAAUCUUCUUGUAAAUUUUGCUAGUUUUUAGUGUCUUAGCAUUCAGGGAAACAGUUCUUACUGUGACAAAGAUCAACACACAAACUUGUUGAUUUUUCAAAUUGUCUUACACGUGUUUGGUCAGUCAGCUACCAUGGGCAUAGAUCAUUGAGAUAUGCACCUAGUUCCAUCUGGUGCUCGUGUUUGGUUGGAAACAUGCUUUUGUGCUUUGAAGAGAUAGCAUCUCUUUUACUAGCCUGCAGCAAGGAAUUUAUGAAUCACUUUUACACUCUCUUAGCAUAUCUAUCAGUAAAAAAAUGAACAGAAUAUGAAAUUUGAAAAAGGCCGUAACAGUAAAAAGCCAUACCAUUUUAACUGCACUAUUUCUGUGCUAACAUUUCAAAUCAGACAAUUAAUGGAUUACAGAUGAUUUUCUUUUCUGAAUUUCACAACACUUAAGUAAGAUUGUAAGUCUAAUCUGGACUUAAUGGGCAUUCCAAAUAUAUCAAAUUGUGCAUUUUCCAUUAUGUGCACUUUCAGCUAAAAGAAAGGGGAAUACAAUACACAUGCAAAAAGAUAAAUAAAAUUGAUAAGCAACAGGGAACAUUGGUACAAGGUCACAUGCUCUUGGAUGAAUGUAAUUUCAGUCUUUGCCAAAUAUGUACUACAGACUGAUGAAUCAAUCUUCUGUCCAAAUGUUAUAUAGAAGAGUGUUAUGCUGCAAAGUGUUAUAAAAAUACAUAAUUUUAAUGAUUGAGGACAAAUAUUAAAUCUGGAAUAAUAUCUGCAAAAAAUAACUAGGGGAAGCAAAAUGCAAGGAAGGGAGAAUGAACAAAAUAACUUUAAGGAAAGUUAUAUAGGCCUAUAAGAAGACGGUCUGUUUCUUUAACUCCUUCACUGGUGCAAAACUAUAUUUCUAUUUCAGCAUAUUUUUUAUACAAGCAAUAAAAUUUCAUGUGUUGCAUUCUGUGAAUGAAGUGCACAUAAAUUAAAUGCAAUUUAAUAAGAAUUAUAACAAAAUCUAGCAUACAUGUAUUCUACAAAUAGGGAAUAUGUCGCAGCAACCCAUAUAGUAAUAUUUGUUUCCAUAAAUGUGGCUGAGUGAAUAAUCCACAAUUGAUGAAGUCAUGAAUAGUCAGCAUCAUGUGUGAAAGUAUAAAUUAUAGUACAUGCAUGCCAACAAUAUAUUCUAUUUAUACCACAGGUUUACCAUUGUUAAAUUUAAAAAAAUAAUUUUAUCUUCUCUUAUUAGGGUAACAAUGGUAGUAGGGAUUUCUAAGGCUGCCUAUUUGGUCAUGCAAGCUGGCUCUCGUCUCCUUGAAGAGGUGACUAGCCACCAUCAUGAACUGAGGAAAAUAUCCUUGGGGCAAGUACGGAUUCCCCUCUCCAAGCAUUAUAUUUUACUUACAUGUUAUACAUUUGAGAUUCUAACUCAAAUGGCCCAUUGUCCUUCUGAAUAUAUUUUUUAAAUGUGAGCAAAGUUAAAGUUCGCAGGUUUGAUUUUUAUUGGCCACCUGAAUGCUCAAACUCUUGUUAUUGUGAAGCAUUGUAUAUGUAUAUGAGGCCUCUCCAUUACAUUUGGAGUAACUUGCAAAGAGUAUAAGGUUGGAGUUAGUUGAGUAUUAAAAUUUUAUAAGAUUUUUACUUUCUUAAAACACAACUAGAAUAAUGCGUUACAAAUCUAGAAAUGUUCAGUUAUUUCCAUGGUAAUGAGUAUUUUAUUGGGAAAAUGGCAGCAAAGUUGCCUGGACCAAGAGUGGUAAUAUAGUAGGUCCAACUCUAGCAAUUAAUGUUGCAUACCUGUGGAAAAGUGAAAAUACUUUCAUGGUUUGUUAUCAACACCACUGGUACAAGUUAACACUUGUAUAAAUAGCCUACAGAAUUUAGUGACAGAGUGGCAAGAAAGGGGGUUAAAUCUGAUUGCAUCCAUUUGGCAACACGACAUUAGGUGCCUUGAGAGCUCUGCCGCUACAAUUUGAUACGGUUUAACACUGUGACCGAUUUGAGCCAGGUGAAUACUACUGCAGUGUAAGAUGUCAAAAAGGACCCAAGCUCAUCAUACUUUGUAGUAGUAUGUUGGGAUGGGUUUAAUUAUAAUGUCAGAUUCAAGAAUGUCCCUUUUAAACAGGCAAAAAUUUUACUUGUAAGCCCAUAGAGUCUCAAUUCCAGUACUAAUGAUAGAAUUUCUUUUGUAGUCCGGCCUUUAAUUAAAAUUGCAGAGUUGCCAGCACAGUAUUAGAAAGUCAGCAACUUUUGUGAAUACAUGAUUAUCACAUUCUGGCAUUAAAUAUAAGUUUGAGGAAUUAUUUGGCAAAAUUCUGUUUUUUGAAUGGUAUUUUGAAUGCACUGGAAAAUGGAUAUGUGGCUUAAAUGCAUUCCCCAAAGAAGUAAUAUUGCCACUUUAAAAAGUGUGUAAAGUUGGAACAUUGAUUUAAAGGGUCAGGCCUUUUAAAUGGUGGCAAGACACUUCAAUUCCAUAGUACUAAAACUGUGUUCAUCUUAUGUGAGAUUUGCUAUCUUAUUCCACUUUGAUUUAUUGUUGCAGUUUAAUAUGAGUAAUAAAAGCUUUGAUAUUGUUUGUGACACAUUGUAUAUUGCUCUGUAUUUUGAAUUCUAACUUAAAAUGGAUUAAAAACAAUGAAAAAUCAA
Molecule: messenger RNA, 4467 nt
Organism: Carcharodon carcharias (great white shark)
Lineage: Eukaryota; Metazoa; Chordata; Chondrichthyes; Lamniformes; Lamnidae
Gene: cyria
Product: family with sequence similarity 49 member A
Exons: 16
Coding region: 974-1516 (180 amino acids)
Biological process (GO): regulation of actin filament polymerization
Molecular function (GO): small GTPase binding
Source: RefSeq, a predicted model, not a curated record